UGCUUCGCGGCCGCCGGCGGUGGAGUGCAGACGAGCGGAAUUUUUCCCGUGAACAUCUCCGGCUCAGUUCAGCUGCUGUUCAGACCUGGGUCGGUGAGAGUGUCGUGUCCAGCCGUUUUCCUACCGCUCGCCCGUCAGUCUGAGCGCCCCUAGCCCUCCCGCGAGGGCGCCCCGGGACGGAAGGAUCCACCAGCCUGUCGGCGCCCGCCGUUCUCGUGGUCGCCGUCGCCGUCGUCGUGGUGGUAGUCUCUGCCGUCGCCUGGGCCAUGGCCAAUUACAUCCACGUUCCGCCCGGCUCCCCGGAGGUGCCCAAGUUGGACGUCACGGUUCAGGAUCAGGAGGAGCAGCGUUGCCGGGAGGGGGCCCUCAGCCUCCUGCAACACCUGCGGCCGCAUUGGGACCCUGAAGAGGUGACCCUGCAGCUUUUCACAGAUGGAAUCACAAAUAAACUUAUUGGCUGUUAUGUGAGUAAUACAAUGGAGGAUGUAGUCCUGGUGCGAAUUUAUGGCAAUAAGACUGAGCUGUUAGUUGAUCGAGAUGAGGAAGUGAAGAGUUUCCGAGUGUUGCAGGCUCAUGGCUGUGCACCACAACUCUACUGUACCUUCAAUAAUGGACUGUGCUAUGAAUUUAUACAGGGAGAAGCAUUGGAUCCAAAGCAUGUCUGCAACCCUGCCAUUUUCAGACUCAUAGCACGUCAGCUUGCUAAAAUCCAUGCUAUCCAUGCACACAAUGGCUGGAUUCCCAAAUCCAAUCUAUGGCUAAAGAUGGGAAAAUAUUUCUCUCUCAUUCCUACAGGAUUUGCAGAUGAAGACCUUAAUAAAAGGUUUUUAAGUGAUAUCCCAAGCUCUCAGAUUCUUCAGGAAGAAAUGACUUGGAUGAAGGAGAUUCUUUCCAACCUGGGGUCACCUGUUGUGCUUUGCCAUAAUGACCUAUUGUGUAAGAAUAUAAUCUACAAUGAGAAACAAGGUGAUGUACAGUUCAUUGAUUAUGAAUAUUCUGGAUACAACUACCUGGCAUAUGAUAUCGGAAAUCAUUUCAAUGAAUUUGCAGGUGUGAGUGAUGUAGACUAUAGUCUCUAUCCAGACAGACAACUGCAGGGCCAGUGGCUGCGUUCUUACCUUGAAGCUUACAAAGAGUAUAAAGGCUUUGGGACUGAAGUCACUGAAAAGGAGGUUGAAAUACUCUUCAUUCAGGUCAAUCAGUUUGCAUUGGCUUCUCAUUUCUUUUGGGGAUUGUGGGCUUUGAUUCAAGCCAAAUACUCCACUAUUGACUUUGAUUUCCUUGGGUAUGCAAUUGUUCGUUUUAACCAAUACUUUAAAAUGAAGCCUGAAGUUACCGCAUUAAAAGUGCCUGAGUAAAGAAGAGAUUUGAUUAUUCUCAAGUAGCUGAACAAUGCUUGUGAAAUCUUUUCUUAAGAAAUUUUGAAAAGCCAAUAUUUGUUAAAAUUCUGUUGUUUAAUUUGGUUAUCUUGCUUUACAAAUUAUGCCUCUAAACCAAUCUAUUUUUUAAAUAGACUGAAUGAUGUCAAGAAGUACACCUACUGCUAUCAGUGUGUGGUGGAUUAGAAGUUUGUUAAAUCUGCAAAAAGGUAUAAAGAUGUCAGUUUAAUCCUUUCUUUGAUAAUUUAAUCUCUGUUUAUGUGAAUUAUUUAUUAUAAACUUAACAUAAUUCUGUGACUGCUUUCAUCUGUUGGUUGAGUGUAAGCAAUGAAAAUGUUCCAGAGAAACUUUUUUUUUAAGUUUUACUUUAAUAUUAAUUUUAGUAAACAUUCUAAGUGUUCAGUGUAACUUUUUUAUCUCGAUACACUGUAAGAAAUAUGAAUCAUUCAGUCUUGAAAUGCCAGAUACUGGUAUAGAUAACUUAGGGUGUUCAUAGAAAAAUUUCUGUGUAUGAGGGUAAACUGCAUUUACUGUCUAUGCUUAGUGGUACAUCUUUUUGAAUUGAAUAUUGGAUAGUGUUUUUUGGGGGGGGGUGGAAUCUAUCUUUAAAUUCUCCUUUCCUUACAUAGUCUGGCAGUAUAAAUAUUAACCAUAUAAUCCUGGAAUAGAUAUGAUUUUGUAUUACCAAAAUCUGCAUUAAGUAAUGUUUUCACAUACUAAAUAUGGUCAUUUAAGUUGCUAGUUUAUUUUUAAAACUUGGUUGUAUCAUACUGUUUUUUACCAAAAAUUUUGUUUUACUUAAUGAAAUAUUCUGUGUUUUUUGUCUGUUUAGCUAGUAGAACAAAUGCUAAUUUUUGAAACAAAGAUAGAGUGGUUAUCAUACUUGGGAACAAGAAAAUAUCAUUUAGAUAUUCUUUUUUACCUUUGCAUAUUCAUUCCUUACAAUUUCAUUUCAUGUUUUAGUGUUGCUCCAUGUCUUUAGAAUGACAUGAUUACAUGAUAUAUGCAGGUUCAGAGAACUAAAUUGAAGCAGUUAAGAGAAAGAAAUAAGGAACAUUUAGGACUUUGAUCUACUACACUUAGAAUCUGAUAUAACAAAUGUGAAUUAAGCAGAUAUACUUGUGGUAGGAGGGCAUCUUGUUUUAGUUUCUCUUGAUUUUGUUUGUGUAUUUUUUUAAUUUUGUUUGGGAAUGAGAGGGUGGUAAUUAUUAUAUGGAAGGAAGUUAGAUCUUUGCGAUAAGUAGGCUUCAAGUUUUGAAGACUGCCCCUGUGUGGGGAUGAGCAGUCAUGGUUAACUUAGAAAAUUAGUCUGACAAGCUUUGCACUUUGGUCACAUAAGUGCCCAUGUACAAAGUUGGCUUAAUGAAUCUGCAUAUUCAGAAUAUGCAACUACAAAUAUAUCCUCUAAGAAAUCUUCUGGGGAGUUUGAUGUAUUAUUCCAAAUGACUUAUAUUCUCAGAUAAGUGCUUUAAAAUACUUGGAUUAUCUCAAGAUGUUUAAAGCUAAUAAAGUAAGUAGAAACACUUAAGGCCAUUUUAAAUGGUAAAUUCUAGUUACAUAAAUAGAAUCUUAAAAUCUGCUUGUGUCUGUAACAGUGUUAGACUAAGAUUUGUUUUCUACCUCCCCAGUGUUAUAAAUGUUCACUUCUGUUUUUUUAAACCGUAUUAGUAAAGGAUCAAUAGAAUUUUACCUAAUUGACUAAAUGAAUGGAACCAAUUAAACAGUAGCUUUUUACAUAAUGUUAGAGUGAACUUGAAAAAUUGUUUUUGGUGGAAUUUUUAUUUGUGGUUGGAACAUUUUCUUAGGACAAUGAAUAAUAUGUAAUACCCUUGAUUUUUUGCUUUCUGACUUCUUAAAGUGAGAACUGUGUGUAUGAGAGAAGACAAGAUCAGUUUUCUACUUUAUUCCAUAUUCUUCAAACUAUUUUGAAUAGGGAUUCACUGAGCCUUUUCUGGUAGACUGUGCAUAGCUGCUAGCUGUGGUACUCUUUGAGAGAUUCAUAUUAGAAGUGAAUGUAAAGGGGAAUAAAGGCUCUCACUUUAGCCCUAGGAGUAUGCAGUGGGAGUUGGAAACAAAAUAAGAUAUUUAAGAUAUUUUCCCCACUCUAUGGCUAAUUUUUGGGAGUUGUGAUGCUCCCACUUCCUUUGUGAUGCUCCAAAACCUUCCCAGGUUUUUGGUAUCAUGCUGCAGCCUAAUAAUAGCGUUCAAAAUUGCUUCCCUUUUUAUUGACCAUUUAAGGGAACCUAAAGGAAAAACUUCCUCUAAAAUUUGUCCUGUGGCUUGCUGAGAUGUCUGUUGCCUUUUUAUGUUAAGCUAAGGAACUUGAAUGCCUUACCUAAUAACUCAGCUGGUAGUAAGUUCAUUUUGUAAAUAUGAAAAUGGUUGUUAGAGAAGUGGCAUUCAUGUGUACUCAUUGUUAGUCAAUAGACCAUAGUGGCCUGGAUGCUUUAACAAGCAAAAUUCCACAUUUUUUCCUUUUGUUCCUUACAUACUUGUAUGAUCUUACCUGACCAGUAAUAUUUGAUUUUUUUUCCCUCCUGACCCCAUGCUACCACUUGAUUUUCCAGAAAUCAAAGAGAUGUGGUAGUAAAUCAUACUGUUCACAUGGUCGUUUGAGAUCAACAUGAGCACAAAAACUCAACUAGGUCUGCCUGGAAUGUAUAUAAAACAGUGUAAAUAAACAUUUGUAAAUUAGUGUGAAUUGUAUCUUGCAUAUGAGAUUGUGUAUUGUUUUGCAUUCUCUUCCCUUUUGUAGUUUUAUUUUUUUUUAGGGGAGGGGGGGUAAGGAAAUGAUUCAGCUCUUUGGUUUUAGACUCAAAAUAGCCAAAAGUUCUGGCUGCACAGUGGGAUAGCAAGAGGAACUGGAAAUAGGGUUUAUCAGGUUUUGUCAAUGUCAUUACUUAUUUAUUUAGCCUCUCAGUGCCUAAUACGACUUUUCUUCAUUCUUCAGCUGGCCAUUAGUUUUUGUGAGGUUAGAUUGCUAUAAGCAGUAAAUUAAUACACGCUCCUUUCUUUGAGUCAUGAUUCUAAGCUAAAGCAAAUUAAAAAUAUAAUGUGAUGAUUGCAGACUGAAGUAUUACCCUUUCCUGUUUUCAAGGUUGUUAGCUUUUUUCUACCAAAAACCCCCAAACAAACCUUGACAUUUUAUGUAUCUGUGUGAAUCUAAAUCCCGUAUGUAUGAGAUCUUGAUAAAUAAUAGCUCUUAGCUCAACUUAAACAUAUCUCAGUUGGCUUCUAUAAGUAUAAAGUUGUUCAUUACGGGAUUGUAAAAGACAGAAAAGACCUAAGUAAUGAGUAAUCUUUUAAUGACAUAGUGCUAUUUUCAUUUUUGCUGGACUGAAAGUAUUUACUUCAACUUCAUAAAGGAAGUUAAAGGAAAAAAGUUCCCCCAAGCACUCUCAGUGAAAAGUUAAAAAGUUCCACUUUAAAUAUAUAGGUUUUUCUUUUUUAUAUUACACAAAGCUUUCUGUACCAUUUUUAAAUUCCUUCAUAGUACAUAUGAAAAUACUAUCAGUUUGAUAUUCUGCUUCAAAUUGCUUUUAAUAAGCAUUUUAUAUGCAUUCCAAAGUGAUACAGACUUAAACUUCUAAUAUUAAUCAGUCAUUCAGUUGAUAUAGACAGAGUUACCAGUGCUUUAUGCUAGGACGAGAGUUCUGUUAUUGGGAGCAAUUUGCACUAAUUUCCUCAAAAAGCAAAUGUGAGUAAUAUGCACAAAGGAAAUGAGUUAUAAGUAUGUGGUAAAACAGCCUUUUCCUUAUUUCAGAAUUGAUAUGCUCUGGUUUUGCUUCCUUAGUUCAUUUGAUUUUAGAAUGUCCUUUGAUUGGAAACUAACAUAUUAAGGUAAUCUGUUUUGCUUCUUCUUUUCCUUUUUUUUUUUUUUUUUUUUUAAAGACAUUAGUUAUUGAACCACCUUUUUUUCCCAGUUAUAUAUAUCACGUGUGUGAUUAUAGUGUUAUGUCUUGGGUUAGAGGUCUUUGGACAGAAAAGCAUAUCAGUUAUUUUAAAUGAUUUUUUCCCCUAUCUUUGAAGCUUAGUCUGUAAAUGUGUUCUUGUAAAACAAAAUGCUUGGGUUUGCAUUACUUGAAUACUUGAAAACCAAAAUUAAUAAGGUAUCUUACAUAAUGAAUUAGAUAUUUCCAAUUUUUACAUUAACAACUUUCAUUUUUGGAUAAUUUGAAAUGGACAGAGGAUUCAAUUAUUUGAAUGGAUAAAAAUGACAGUGUUUAUAGAAAAAUUCCCUUUUGUGUUUCAGUCAUCCCAAAUUCAACUUCUUAGGUUUCUGUCCUAAGAUCUGCUUUUUUUUUUUUUUUUCUCCUGUACUUAAUGCACUUACUAUGCUAUAGAUAAUAUCAGAUAGCAGGUUAAAAUAAAAUCUUUGUUCAUUAUGAAUCGUUCAGCUUUUCUGGAUAUGAAAAAUUGCUCUGUAAAGUACUCCUAAUCCCUAAAUAUAGGCAUAUUUUUGUUUACAUCUUACCCAUUAAUGGUAUAAAUACCAUUAAUUAUUGUAACAAAACACAAGAUGUUUAUAAAAAUUGAAAACAUUACAUAUUGUAUUUGAACUAGUUAGUGAAGGGUAAGAAAACGCUGCUGAUUUGAAUUGUUUUCAUUAAAUUUCAAAACUCUUAAUAAAGGAAUGUUCAGAGAUAGGUUGAGACCCAUUGAUCUCCAUGUAAACCAGCGUUCAUGACCUGGAGAAAACCCCAGAAACACAGUGGAGGAGGCAAGAAUAUUUACUUGCCAUGGUUGUGGUGUGCUGCUACUUUUUAGGUAGUGACACACUGAGAUCUUAUUGUCCAAUAAUCUGAAGAAGUUUCCUGUUAGUUAUGUGUACUAAAGUAACUCGGUAGAAUCUGCUAAGAGGAAAGUUAAACUGUACUGUAUUUAGGAACCUUUUUACAGCUGGGUGAAGUUUCCAUGAUAUGAAGUAUUUGAAUUUUAAAAUAUACUGCUAUCAUAAGAAAUAAGACAUGGCAUUAUUCCAUGUUCUUAAGUGAUAAUUUCCUUAUUGAGUUUCAGAAGAAAAAACAAAAUGAGUAAUUGUCACUGCGUUAGCUGUAUGUUGAAUUGGGCAGUUGUGGCAUAAACCUUAAAUUUGUGUUUAUCAAAUGUGAACCAUAGUAGUAUAAUGCUGCUUUGUAUAUACUGUAAGUGCUACAAAUAGUCUCAGCACUGAAAAUGUAUUGAUACCUCUCAGAUGAAUGCAAAUUUUGAUGUAGGUGUUUUGAUAUGCCUCAGAAAGUAUCUGAGUGUCUGAGAACUUGUCAAUUUGUUUGAUAAUGGAGAUACUUCCUGUUUUUGGUUGCAUAUUUUCAUGUUUAAAAUUUAAUUUUUACAUUUUUACUACUGUUAAUUUAAGCGUAAAAUUUAUUCUGUGGAUAAAAAUGGGGUUGCCAGUGAAGACAAUAAAAAAACAGCCUCAUUCAUGUAACUGCUUACGUAAAAAAUACAUUUUUGCUGUAUGUUCAUAAACUUUUAAUGAAGGUGUUUGUAUUUCUGUUUGAAUAUAAGUGAUGUUUAGGCUUUAUUUCUGCUUAAUAAGGCCUUUUACCAUUGAUUAAAUGAAGGAAUGUAUCUUUUUGAAGAGAUUUAUAUUCUGUAAAUAAAAAUUGGUUGUAACAAUAAAGUUGGGUUCUAACUGCAGUGUACCAUAAA
Messenger RNA from Lynx canadensis (Canada lynx), 7031 nucleotides. It is a transcript of the gene ETNK1, whose product is annotated as ethanolamine kinase 1. Gene Ontology annotation, cellular component: cytoplasm. Lineage: Eukaryota; Metazoa; Chordata; Mammalia; Carnivora; Felidae. Gene Ontology annotation, biological process: phosphatidylethanolamine biosynthetic process. The transcript is spliced from 8 exons. Bases 267 to 1358 code for a protein of 363 amino acids. The record is from RefSeq and is a predicted model, not a curated record. Gene Ontology annotation, molecular function: ethanolamine kinase activity.